UUAAUUUCAUCAAGUCAUUCUUUGUAGAGUAGUAAACUAAACACUAUGCAGGAAGAAGACAAUGCCUAGAAAAUAAAUUAAUAGGUAAUAGCCGGUCCGAUAAAGUAAUUGUUAUUAGGUGUUAUAUGGGCUGUUGCCGUAUGCUAGUGCAAUCCUAUCUUGUAAACCGCGUAACAGCUAUCAAUUUCGCAAUAUUCUCAAACUGCAGUAUUUCUCAAAUUUUUUUUCACCUCAAUAAUUUUACUCUCAUUCAACCUUGUAAAUUAACAUGGCAAAAUAUGAGAUACCUACUGUAUUAUGUUUACAUAUCACGCUAUAAUUUCGUAAACUAUAAAUCGUCGCUCGUGGAGGCUCAGUGAUUGAAUAUACACCUCACGAGAGCGGUGCGGGUUCGAAUCGAACCUAGCGUAGUUUCCAGUAUUUUUUUUAAAAUAUGUAUUACUUAUGCUUGAACUUGGGCUCUUGUAUAGUAGGUAGUCGAUUAAAUGUGGGUACGUGAUUUCCUGAGAUGAUGUCAUUUCAACAUGGCUCUCGCCUCUCCACUUUAUUAAAGACAUGAAAUGAAUACUAAGUUCCAACUUUCAAGUAAACGUCCCAAGAGCACAUACUACGUUUUAUUGUGCUCUGUUAUUCAUUAUACAAAUAAGUACGUAAUAUCUACAUAAUUUAAAACGAGCUAGCAGCCGCUUGACUGUGUUAUUAAUAGUCCCACAAAACAAUAUUCGCGUCACCUCGUGGCCUAAAAUGCAAAUAGGAGAAAAAUGCCACGACUGCUUGCGAGCACGUGAAACAAACGUUACCAUGACAAUUAUAUCGAUCGGCGGCUUUUCCGAGGCUUUUCCCUGAAAGUCUCAUUCGCGUGUCGCCUUCUGAAACAAUAAGGCACUGAAGUCUAGACACCCAGUUCGAUACUCGCCAGUUUAUUUACCGCCUGACCCUUAUUCAGUCGCUUUUAUAAUUGGCAUAUGAAUAUGGGCAUAUUGCGUGUAUGAUAGUGCCGUUAAUUUAAAAAACUGUCUGCCUGGUGAUUGAAUCGUGUCGGUAGUACGGGUCCAGCAGCCGUGGACAAUGAGUGCACGCGCGAAGCGAACCGAGACGCGCGCUCCGCCACCAAUGCGCGAGCGUCCGUUUUUAAAAAGCACUCAUUAGCUGGUGCACCGUAACUGCGCUGCGGUUGUACCCGACGCAACGUGUGUGCAAUACGGGGCAUUAGAAAGUGUAAUGAAUAUCGUGGUGCGAUGCUGUCAGUGAGCAAGCCGGCAUCGUUAGUCCAGCAGAAGAAGCAGCAGUGGGCGCGGGAGAGAGGUGCGUACGUAGUGUGUGCAGCACCGCCGCUGACGCUGCCCAGCGGCCGCCGCGCCAGUGCGAGCUGGUGCACGCUCGCAUCUGCACCACGCUCCCUUGCCAUUUCGCAACAUAUUCACGGUCGUGAUUCCAUCAAGGAGAUUUUGUAGCAUUCGCGACUUUCAGACACGUUGAGUUUCCUAAAGUUAUUUCGGAUUGCGACAACAUAAGGCGAGGAAAUGUCUCACCUCUACCUGCCCUGGGGCAACGGUGAACGGUAUACGAAUCGUUUGCAAGUGCGGAAUCAAUUUGCGAGUACAUUGGAACUACACAAGCAGUCUUCGUAUGAGUAUCAGGAGCCUGUGCAGCGUCAAAGGAGUCCUAGCUUGCCGCCGAUUCACAACAUCGAAGAGAGAUCCGCGAAGGAUGACAGAAGGAACAAUGUUCUUAACCGAAACAUGACGAGUGCGAAGAGGUUCUCAUUUUACGAUGAAGACGGAGAAGGAGACACCUCGGGUUACGGAAGUGAGACCCUGAACCACAUGAACAGGAGCGGGCACAGGGCUAUCCAAGAAGCCAACAACUGCAGCCCCGUAGUGGCGUGGCAGCAGGAAGGGAAAGACGACAGGAACAGGGAAUCCAGUGGCGCUAAGUCACGCUUGUCGGAUGGGGCGUGGUCAGCCCGCAGCCCGCGAACAUCGGAAGAAGGCCGGUUGCGAUGGGGGGACCGGGGCGUCGCCACCGGCCGCCUUUGGGAACCCACCGCUCCUAACGCUAGGCUGCCCCAGAUGCCGAACCAGAAGAAAGGCACGCCAUCUUGGGUAGAACGUGGCCUAAAUAUGAUAGAUAACACAGCUGAAGUUCUAGUCAUAGACCAAAGAAGUUCAAGCAACAGUACAGGGGUAGACUGCGACAGAUCGUCGUGCAACGGGAGUGAUGAAGGAAGGACAUUUUUAAGGGGACAAAAUGUCCCAUUAGAGCCUGAGAUUAAAGCUCAGAGAGAGAACAAACGUAUGAAGGCAUUAGAAUUGCAAUCUGCUAUAUUGAAUCAGUUAGAAGACAGAGAAAAACGACGACAAGAGGAGAGGGAGCGCCAAUUAAGAGAAGAAAGGCUUGAAGAGCUACGCAUACAGAGACAGCAGGAAGAGGACAGGCAACGACUGGAAGUCGAGAGAAGAAAACAAGAGGAGAAACAAAUGAUGGAGCAGAAAAAAUUAGACACACUAAAAAGAGCCUUGGAAGACGCCGAAAGAAAAGCCAAACAAGAUAAAGAAAAGAGGUUUAAUUUACACAAAAGAAACACUACUACAAACGUGGAUAAUGUUCCUAAGCCGAAAGCAGAAGAAACGCCAAUACCUGAAACAACGCCACGUGUAGAACCUACAAGCCCUACAAAAACCAGCAGAACAUAUGAUAUACAUUCUGCGAAAAGUCAGAAAAGGGAAUGCCAUUCCCACCAAACAACAGAAUUCAACUCUCCAAGAUCAGUAGGUCCCGGAAAUCUGAAUCUGUUUAUUCAUAGCGUACCCCCGUUAGCUCUAGCAGAUGGUCAAUUUAACAUAGUGCCGAUUGGUCUUAACAGUACUAAUGAAGUUAUCAACACACAGCCAAACAAUAUACAACUAGCAGUAUUAGUUCCUCAAAAUGUGGCCAAUAACUUGUACAGUGUAUCAUUGAACUCUCUCAACAAUACAAAUGAAAUAGCUGACAUUGGGAAAUUAUUAACACCGAAUAAAUAUCGCACAUUAAGAAUGAAAGAUGCGGCAACGCAAACUGACUCAAUAUUUAAAUCCUUUACUGACAAAAUCAUAGAAACUGAUGAACCCGAAAGAAACAUAGAUAAAGAUUAUCCAAAUAUUGAUGAAAAUGCACCACAAGAUAGUCAUCAUAAUACACUGAAAAAAGACAGACGUUUUCGAUCCGAAGAGAGGUUCAAGAAAGAUUUAGAAAAUCGGCCGAAGUGGGGAGUUAAUAGACCAGCAGCUCAGUAUAAGAAACAAAGCGAAAAAGAUCCAUUUUACAGUCAGAAGCGAAAGAUGCGCCAAAAAUAUAGACCUCAAGCAAGACAAUAUUUAUCUCAUUCUAGUGACGACAGCCGUUCUCCAAGCCCGCCGGCUAGAUCUGAAAAAAUAAUCGAGAGUGGUAAUAAGCAUCGCAACUCAUUAAGUCAAUCAUAUUGGAGAAGUAAAAGGUCAAGUCAAGAUAUAUCAAAAUCUGUUUCUGAAAACACAAACAGUUUUACAGAUUUUAAUCCUUUGAGUCAACUAACGGUUAAUGAAAAUACUGAAAACAAAAAGUCGCCCAAAACGUCUCCAAUGAAAAGGAUGACGCUAUCACAAAAGUUUAUCAACGAUAAAUACGGAAACAGGAAAUUAUGGAUCGAUGACGUAAACGAAAGAAAUGGCAAAUCAAAUAUAUUUGACGUCGAAAACAGAAAGAAAAUUAUAGACCAAAUAAAUACUGCCAAACGAGAACUUUUUGAUAAACAUGAAGACCAAGAAAGUUUCGUAAAGACCAAAUUUUAG
This is a messenger RNA of Helicoverpa armigera (cotton bollworm), 3809 nucleotides long. RefSeq names its product myb-like protein X. Gene Ontology annotation, cellular component: cilium; microtubule. The transcript has 5 exons. Lineage: Eukaryota; Metazoa; Arthropoda; Insecta; Lepidoptera; Noctuidae. Gene Ontology annotation, biological process: cilium assembly. Gene Ontology annotation, molecular function: microtubule binding. Bases 1524 to 3809 code for a protein of 761 amino acids. The record is from RefSeq and is a predicted model, not a curated record.